AUGGCCCAAGAAGCAAUUCUUGAAACCAUCACUGAUUUCCACGCUGUUGCCACUGAAACAGAGUCCGUGUUCCCGUCCUUAUGGAGUGCCAAUCACGUGAAAGCAACGUGCAAGAGCUGUUAUGGAACAAUACAAAUAAUAACAAAACUUAAGAACUUUGCUGGUUAUAGACUCGGAAAGCUUUUAGUGGAGUCACUGGUGCUGUCAAAACUUGACUAUUGUGACACUGUCUAUUACCCUUUGCUGGAAUUUCAACUAAAACGUUUACAACGUGUCCAGCUGGUAGCUGCUAGUUUUGUCCUGAAUAGGUAUGUAAAUGACAUUAACGAUAUUGUCAAGAUAGGGUGGUUACCAGUAAGACAGCGAAGAGAUUUCCACGUUCUCAAACUUGUUCACCAGGCUUUGUACUCCCCCAGCUGGCCGUCUUACAUACUACUAGAAACAGUUAAACAUCUGCGAUCUUUGCAGUCAGGAGCAGCAACAAGAUGA
This is a messenger RNA of Porites evermanni, 489 nucleotides long. NCBI's taxonomy places the organism in Eukaryota, Metazoa, Cnidaria, Anthozoa, Scleractinia, Poritidae. The record is from the annotation of a GenBank genome assembly.